AGUCCACGCCUUAUCGAAUGGCUCAUUUCACCUCGAGGUAAAACUCUUUGAAAGAUGACAGCAUCCCCUGCAGCUUACCUUUUGCUUCAUUUAUUUCUGAGACUUACAGCUAAGACUUGUUGGCAGUGUUUACAGGAUGGAGGACAAUUUUGUUUAGAUAAUAAUCAAUGCAUAGUUGAUGUGUUAACAAUUGAGACAAAAUGUAAUAGGAUAGUUGAUCUUCCAAUAAAUUGUCCAUCUGUACCAGCACUACAGUAUGCUUAUGACGACGAUUUUGUCAGAAAUACAGUUUUACCUGUUAUAGCUGCAACCGGGACAGAUAAUCCACAAAAAUGUCUUGACAACCAACUUCCUUCUAUGAAAGUCUAUAAACGGCGUGAGGCAAACUGCUCCUCACUUUUCUCAGAUGUAACUUGUUCUGGAUACACUGGAAUUGAUUUCGACCGAAAAGUAAUCGUUCUCUCGGUUCGUGGAUCACACGGUGAUCAUCAAUAUUAUGAUUUGUGGAAAAUCGGAAAUUUUAAUGGAACAGUCCCAUUUCUAAAUAUUGGAAGAGUUACGAAGAAGUUUAAUGACAACUUUGAAUCAUUAUGGUAUAGUGGAUUGGGUGAAGAUUUGCAAAAUUUGAUUGAUGCCUAUCCGGAUUAUCAGUUAUGGAUAACUGGGUACUCGAUGGGUGCAUCAAUUGCAUUACUUACAUCUGCAUUCAUUGCUCAAACUGGAAUGAGCUCUCCUUACAAUAUGAAAGUAAUUUUAUUUGGAUGUCCUAGAUGUACAGAUUAUGAUUUUGCAAUGUGGCAUAGUACCAACUUUCCAUAUUCUUACCACAUUAUCCACGCACAUGACUAUGCACCACGUCUCCCUUUCUUUGAUAAUAUUGAUAACACAACACUUUAUCACCCACGAAGUGAAGUUUGGUACAACAAUGAUAUGCGUGAAGGCGACUCUUUUGUCAUUUGCGAGCAAGCAGAUCAACCGUUUUGCAGCAGUCAGGUGCAGAACCUGUCAAAUGCCGACCAUGCACAUUAUUUUAAUAUGGACUUGUACAGAUGGUCAGCUGAUGGAUGUCCGAAGAAUAAGGAAGAUUACAGGCCAAUUGCAGAGAGUGCGGUUAAAAAUGGGAAGACGUUCAGUUAUGAUCUUUUGAUUGUGAUAUUGGGUGCUGUAAUAAUAUUUUUAUAAAAAGCAUAAUAUGUACACCAAGUAUUUGUCAAUAAAAAUAUAUUCUUAUUA
This is a messenger RNA of Caenorhabditis elegans, 1233 nucleotides long. It is a transcript of the gene C40H1.7, whose product is annotated as Fungal lipase-type domain-containing protein. The coding region runs from base 55 to 1182 and encodes 375 amino acids. Lineage: Eukaryota; Metazoa; Nematoda; Chromadorea; Rhabditida; Rhabditidae. The record is from RefSeq and is marked reviewed. The transcript has 9 exons. Gene Ontology annotation, biological process: lipid metabolic process.